AAGGAUUGUCCCACCCCCAGCCUCCUGCUCCUGGGCGACUGGCCCGAAAUCCCCUGGGGGUUCUCAGCUCUCUUUCCAGCUAAGGGAGGGGAGGUGAGUAUGGCUGUAAACCCCCCAGUGUCCAGCUUGUCCCUGGGCAUCCCCAUGGCUUGGAGAAUGUCUGUAGAGGGUUGGGAGCUGCCUCCCAGGGUCUGCGUUUCCUUCUGUCUGUGGCCUGGGCUGUGGAGUGCAGCUGGUAAGUGUGGGACCCCAUCACUGUGGUCCAUGAGUGAACGGGCAUCUCUUGUGUGGGUGCCUGCAUCUCUCUGUGUCCCCAUCUUCAUUUUCACUAGGUGUUUGUCUCUGUCUCUGACUCUCCUCCUGUGUCUGCCUCUAUCUCUCAAUCUCCCCAUUUAUCUGUGUGUUUGUGUGCGCGUGUCUAUUUCCAUCUUUCUCUGUCUCUUCUCUUGUCUCUGUCUCUCCCUCUGGAUCUCACUCUCCCUGUCUAUCUCUGUCUCUGUCUUUCUCCAUGUCAUCGUUCCCCUCCUGGGGUUUCCCCAACCCCUCCUCACUGCAGCCGGAAGGAAGGGCUGACUGACAGGCUGUGCUGGGAAAGGCCACGGGGUCUCCACUUCUCCCUUUCGUGGCCUCUUCUCCCUGCCCGCACCCUCAGAGCCUUCCGCACCCUCGCCUUGGACUGGGGGCUCCUUUGCCAUCCCUGCUUGACUCUGUGGCCCCACAAACCAGCCAGGUGCUCCCCACCCCAGCUCCUGAAAGCAGAGCCCACUGGAACCAUGGUCCCAAAACUUCUCCUGACCCUCGCCCUCUGGGCCGGCUGUUCACUCUGCAGUGGGAGAGAAGGGACCCCGGCAGCCCCCACUCAGCCCCAGGUGCAGUGCCGGGCCGUUAGGUACCCGAUUGCUGUAGACUGCUUCUGGACCCUGCCGCCUGCUGCAAACUCCACCAGGUCCACAUCCUUCAUUGCCACAUACAGGCUUGGAGUGGUCGCCCAUGGGGAGAGCUGGCCCUGCCUCCAGCAGACACCAGAAGCCAACAGCUGCACAAUCCCAGAUGUCCAGAUGUUCUCCAUGGUGCCCUACAUGCUCAACGUCACAGCUGUCCACCCCUGGGGUGUCAGCAGCAGCUUCGUGCCCUUUGUCCCAGAGCACAUCAUCAAACCGGACCCUCCAGAAGGUGUGCGCCUGAGUCCCCUCCCUGGGCAGCAGCUGAGGGUGCAGUGGGAACCCCCCAGGUCCUGGCCCUUCCCAAAGAUCUUCUCCCUUAAAUACCGGGUCCGCUACAAGCGUCGUGGAGCUGCCCGCUUCCGCCAGGUGGGGCCCAUUGAAGCCACAUCCUUCACCCUCAGAGUUCUAAGGCCCCAAGCCAUGUACUGCAUCCAGGUGGCUGCUCAGGACCUCACGGACUAUGGGGAGUUGAGUGACUGGAGUCUCCCUGCCACUGUCUCGGUGACCCUGGGCAAGUAGCGGGAACUUUCCAGCAUCACAGAAGAGGGGCUGGGUCCUUGACUCCUCCCCCACUGCCAUCCAUUGAAAGGUAGAUGGGACCUGACUGGCCUGGCUUUGUUGCUGCUGAGUUGCUGGGCUACCUUGAACAAGUGACUUUGCCUCUCUGAGCCUUAGUUUCCUAACCUGUGAAAUGGAUGUACUCCCUCCUUUGACUACAGAACUGUGAAUAUGAGAUUUUUUUUAUUUCUUAAUUAGACAAAGACCGUUGUCACUGGAAUUGGACUCUUUCUCUUCAUUCAACAGACCCAGAGAGAAAUCUGAGAGGACAGGACAGAGCAGGACACACAUACUGUGAUUCGCCACUGCAUUGUAUGGAGUCAGGGUUGGACCAAAGGAAGAGACCUGGGCUGAGGGAGUUGGGGUAGGAGUGCCAUGGGUUCUACAUGGAUGAGAUCGUGGGGGUCCAUUCAGUAUAGCAGUUUAAUUCACCUCACCAUCUCAAAAGCUGCCCAGAUGUGAGCCCCACUGUGAGUGAAUACAAAUGGGACAUGAUUGUCUGGGAAAACUUCCCUGAGAAAGAGGCAAAGCAGCCAGGCCCUGAAGGAUUUUCUCAAACCUUGGGCUUGUCUAUGGAUUUCACUUAGGUCUCAUCUCAAAGGUCAUGUCCUCUGAGAAGCCUUCUCUGACCACCUCAUCUGUGGCAGGCAGAAUAAUGGCUCCCCAAAGAUAUCCAGGUCUUAACCCUCAGAACCUGUGAAUAUGGCACUUUACAUAGAAAAGGAGACUUUGUAGAUGUGAUUAAAUUAAGAAUCGUGAGGGCCAGCUGAGUGGCUCGUUGGAUAAGAGUUGUCUUG
Messenger RNA from Hipposideros armiger (great roundleaf bat), 2299 nucleotides. RefSeq names its product Epstein-Barr virus induced 3 (gene EBI3). Gene Ontology annotation, molecular function: cytokine receptor activity; protein binding. Lineage: Eukaryota; Metazoa; Chordata; Mammalia; Chiroptera; Hipposideridae. Bases 774 to 1463 code for a protein of 229 amino acids. The transcript has 6 exons. The record is from RefSeq and is a predicted model, not a curated record. Gene Ontology annotation, cellular component: membrane.